CGAUGUCACCGCCCUUGUCCUCGAAUGUGAGUCGAAGGAACUCGUUCAGUAUUGCCUCCCACGCCCACGCUUUCAAGAAACAAGCCAUGGCGACUCAGAGAUUUCAGAGCUCGUUGUUUGAUAUUGAAAUGCCUAGGCCGUGUACACUUCCCGCCGCGGUGCAAACCGUGUCCCGUGCGAUAUUCUGCCCUGCGCCAGAGUUGAUGGCGUCCACCGCCUGGCUCGCCGCACUCAGUUCGUCUUCGGCGCCCUUGAAGAAGGUCGUGUUGACGUUUGCGGUGAACGGUGGUGAUGCAGCCAUGCAAUCCGCUAGGAAAAUAGUGUUGAGCAGUGACGAGAACGAUGAAGCCAAAAUGAUUGCACUCCUGAUCCUCGGGACUUGGGCGGUACUCAAGGCGGUGAACAGACCACAUUGGGUAGCGGAUGUGGCGGCGGAGUUGGUCGUUGUUUUGCAGAGGGAUCAAAUACAGUGGCAGGAGAAGGGGAUUCCGAAGCAGCGUAUUUUCGCUGCUUUGGCACAUUUUAAUGCGGAGAGUACGAGGACGGAUCCGGGUGCGACGAAGGUGUUGAGGGAGUAUCUCAGGGAACAUGGCGUUCCGGAACCAGAAGCGUCGCAGACUUCGACGCUUAGUCAGGCGUUGUACGAGAGCGCUGUGGCUCCAAUCCUCGCGUUUCGAACUGGUUUGCAUAGCGUCAUCGCUGACCUCCAUCUUGGCCGGAAGGUGGAGUUGGAGCCGUUAUGGGCUGACCGACCAAGUCUGGUGAACAAUUUCGAAGGACCGCAGUUUACCGCUGCCACCGACAUGGAACGCUGGAUCUCCCUCGAAUGCCGCGUCGUCCUAACCCAAUUCCACGGCGCUCGACUCCUCCAGAUCUCAACAUCCAUGCUCCGAUCCCCCUCCUCCCUCGAAGAAACAUGUUCCGCGAUCUCCGAUAUUGUGCGUUCGAUCGUUGAUGAUGCUGAUGUCGACGGCGAAGAGAAGGUUGUGGCGGCAGUCUUUUUGAGAAUCAGGUGGGCCGUUGAGAUGGCGGCGUUGGAGACUGGGUUGGUGGAGGUUAGGGAGAGGUGUAUGGGUUUCGUUAAGAGGUUUACCGGGGGGAGUGAGAGGGGACGGGAGACAUUGUGGAUGGUUACUGGGAUCUAAAUUGGAGAUGGGAGAUGGAAGGAGAGUGAGAGAAGAAGAUGGUUAUACCGUAUAUCUAUAGAUACCUUAGUGACGUGAUAGGACGCUGGCGUUUGGAAAUCGUUCAUGAAUAUACCUGAUAUUAACCUACAAC
This is a messenger RNA of Saitoella complicata NRRL Y-17804, 1278 nucleotides long. RefSeq lists its product as uncharacterized. Bases 87 to 1145 code for a protein of 352 amino acids. The transcript has a single exon. The record is from RefSeq and is a predicted model, not a curated record. NCBI's taxonomy places the organism in Eukaryota, Fungi, Ascomycota, Saitoellomycetes, Saitoellales, Saitoellaceae.